GUGUCGCGCAACUCGACCGCCAUCAUGGGAAAGCUGGUGCGGCUCGAGAUAUACAACUUCAAGUCCUACCGCGGACGCCAUACCCUCCUCUUCGGCGACUCGUACUUUACAUCCAUCAUCGGCCCCAAUGGAUCCGGAAAGUCGAACAGCAUGGACGCCAUCUCCUUCGUCCUGGGAGUCAGGUCGUCCCAUCUACGGUCCGAGAAGUUGAAGGACAUGGUCUACCGUGGCAGGAUCAUCCAAGAAGCUAGGAUCAAUGCCGAUGGCACCGUAACUGGAGCCGACGGCGAUGCGGGUGGCGGCGACGCGAAUGGUAAUUCCAAUGGCGACUCGCAGGACAACGGCGAUUCGCAAGCCAGCACCCAGCGCAACGACCCACAGAACGCCUGGGUCAAGGCCGUCUUUGAGGAUGAUGCUGAGCAGACACACGAGUGGCAGCGUACCAUUACGAGCUCUGGCUCAAGCGAGUACCGCAUUAACAAUCGGGUCGUCACUCAGAAACAGUACGGCGAGGCGCUCGAGGAGCACAGCAUUUUGGUCAAGGCGAGGAACUUCCUCGUCUUCCAGGGUGAUGUCGAAAAAUUGGCGACGACAGCACCAGAACAGCUCACACUGCAAGUCGAGCGCAUUUCCGGCAGUCUGGAGCAGAAGGCCGAGUACGAUCGCCUGAAGGAAGAGUCAGAGGCCGCCACCGAGGACAACGCGAAACAUCUGCACGAGCGUCGCGGUAUCAAUGGAGAACUCAAGACAUACCAGGAACAAAAAGCCGAAGCCGACGAAUACGAGAAGAAGCUUGCCGAGCGCGAUGAAGCCAUUGUCACCAAGAAUCUUUGGAAGCUCUAUCUAGACCAGCAGGUUAUGGAGAAGGCGCGGAACAAGAUUGCCAGUCAUCAAGAGGAGCUCAAAGAGCACAAGCGCAGCGUCGAAAAGUACCACCAGAGACACGAGGCGGAAAGGCAGGCCGAGGCUAAGAUCAGGCGAGAUCUUACCAAGACGGACCGCAACACCAAAGCUAAGGAGAAGGAGAUUGAAGAUGCCUCCAACGAGCUCGCACCCAUCGAAGAGAAGAUCCGACUGUCCAACGAGACGCGCCGAAAGUACGAGAGCAGACUUGACGAACUCCGAAAGAAGCGCGACGCAGAAAAGAAGGCAGUCGAAAAGUGCCAGAAGGAUCUUGAUCUGGUGCAAAAGGCCGAGAAGAAAUGGGAGGAUGACUUCAAGGCUGCUGCUCAGAAUCAAGGUCGUGAGCUUUCCGAGCAGGAUCUCCAAGAGUACGGUCGACUGCGCAGCGACGUUACGAAGCGGACACACGGAGAUCAGAUGCAGAUAGACAAGCUCAGGCGGGAGGUCGAGACGGACAGGGAUCAAGUCAAGAAUCUCCAGCAGAGCGUCGACAGCCAUGAAAAAGCUAUUGAAAAGCUGAAUGCAGACAUCAGUAAGCUCGAGGAACGCCAGCAAGCCUCCAAGACACAGAUCAGGGAUCUCGAAAGUGCAAGAGCCGCCAAACAGCAGGAACUUGACAGGCUUCAGGCCGACCGAAAGCAGAUCGAGAUGCAGUACUACGAGAAGAAUCAGCUGCUACAAGAGGUUCUGAAGCAGCUUAGUAUUGUAGAAGGUAGCCGUCGAGAGUCAAGGAAGCAGCAAGAGGCCCGCAGGACCAUUGAUCGCUUGAAAACUCGCUUCGGAUCCGAGAAAGUACACGGUCGUUACAAGGAUCUCAUCACGCCAAAGAUGCAAAAGUAUCGCAAGGCCAUCGGUCGCGUGCUCGGACACCAGAUGGAUACCGUCAUUGUCGACACGGAAGCUACUGCCAAAUCUUGCAUCGAGUACCUCAAGGCAGAACGCAUUGGAGUCAUGUCUUUCAACCCGUUGGACUCUAUCCAGAUCCAGGCAGUAGACCCUCAGCUGAAGGGUAUGCACGAAGGCAUGCGACUUGCCAUAGACUGUAUCAACUACGAGCCCAAGCAUGAGCGAGCAAUGACUGCCGCCUGUGGUAACACCAUGAUCUGUAAUACGGAGAAGCUCGCGAAAGAGCUCAGAUAUCAAAGGCGCAUCGAGGUUAAAGCGGUCACCCUGGAUGGACGUGUCAUUGGUAAGGGUGGAACACAGACAGGUGGUGAGCUUGACCGCGAUGACGAUUCUAGCGAACAACAAUGGGAUGAGCGAUCUUACCAGGCCCUGCUAGACAAGAAAAACAGAUACGAAGAGGAGCUUCGUGCCCUUCCCAAGCAGGACCGACAGUACACCCAAGAACAAGCUCUCCAGGUCGAGCUACUAGACUUGGAGGAGCAAAUCACCCGAGCAAAAGAGGAAGCCCGAGCGCUUGGACGUAAUAUCGACAGCUUGAAGAAGGAGCUGGCGCAUCACAAGAGUGAGCUGAAGGGAGUUCGUCCCAAUUACGAAAAGCAGGCACAACGGUUACAGAACCGAGAGGCAGAACUCGAGAGCUACCAAGACUCAGUGAACCAGGUCAAUGAUCAGGUAUUCGCCGCAUUCUGCCAACGGCUCGGUUACGAGUCUAUACGCGACUACGAAGCCCAACAGGGUACGGUCCAGCAAGAAGCAGCUGAGAAGCGUCUCGAGUUUAGCAAGCAGCGUAGCAGGCUUCAAUAUCUAAUGAAGCAGGUUGACUCAUCCCACAGAGGUGUUGAAGAGCGCCUCAAGCAAGCAGAGGAGGAGAUCAAGCGCAAGACUGCCGAUAUCAGUGAGCUCGAAGCUAAGCAAGAAGAGCUGCAAAAUGCCCGAGACGUUCUCCAGGCCGAGUUGGAAACGCUACAGGACCAGCGUACCCGUUUAGAGCAGAAGUUGGCUGAACGAGUUGCGGCUGUCAAGGAGGCACGACGCACCCUGGACCAGCGCAACGAAAAGGUCAAGAACGUGCUGAAGGAGGUCGACGAAGAAGACGCAAAGAUCAAAUCGAGCGCGACGAACCGCUACAACGUUCUUAAGGAGUGUCGAGUGAACGAGAUCAAGAUUCCGCUUACAGAAGACUCAAAGCCACUGACGUCGCUACCGAUGACCGACAUGCCGCGACCAGACGCCGAUGCUAUGGAUGUUGACGAGGACACUGAUUCGACCCAAAUACAGCCUGCAGAAGUGGACGACUACGGUAUCGACGUCGACUUUGACGAGCUAGACGAGGAGUUGAAGACAGAAAUUGUUGAGAUACUCGAAACUGAGGACGAACAAGAUGACCGUGUAAAAUCCCAGAAGCUCAAGGCUGCUGAAUCCAAGUUGACUGAUGUGAUUGCAAACCUCGAGACCGACAUCAACAAGGCUACACCUAACAUGCGCGCCGCCGAGCGUCUCGCUGCAACAGAAACACGUCUCAAGGCUAUAGAUGAGGCGUUCGCCGAGACACGCAAGCGCGCAGCGGCUGCAAAGAAGGCGUUCGAGGAAGUCAAGACGAGACGCUACGAUCUGUUCAUGAAGGCAUUCAACCACAUUUCCGAGAAUAUCGGCGGCACCUACAAGGAUCUGACCAAAUCGCCACAAUUCCCUCUAGGAGGGCAGGCCUACCUCGACAUGGAAGACAGCACAGAGCCGUAUCUAGCAGGUCUCAAAUACCACGCCAUGCCGCCGCUCAAGCGUUUCCGUGACAUGGAGCAUUUAUCAGGUGGUGAGAAGACCAUUGCUGCAUUGGCUCUGCUGUUUGCGAUCCACAGCUAUCAACCUUCGCCAUUCUUUGUCCUCGACGAGGUGGACGCUGCACUGGACAACGUCAAUGUUAGUCGGGUUGCCAAGUACGUCCGCGAACAUGCUAGUCCGGGUAUGCAAUUUAUUGUCAUUUCCUUGAAGGCAGGCUUCUUCCAGGAGAGUGAGACACUGGUGGGCGUUAUGCGGGAUCAGGGUAAGAUGACGAGCAAGUACCUCAGUCUAGACGUAAUUGCGGAGAUAUCAACCUGCUUAGUCUUUCGGAAUGAAAGCGCAACGAUCCUGCGGCGUCUAAUGAUGAUCGUCUUUCAUGAAUUCAAGCUUUCAACGGUCCGACGUUGCAUGCACAACCCUGACCCCGCCAUCAUGACCCCAGAUAUUCCGCACAAGGAUCGACCUGUCAAACCUGUCAGCGAAACCUCACCACUUCUGCCAAAGCCCACAGGCGACGCGCAGGUGAUUGAUGUUCAAACUGGCAUCGCACCGGAAGGCGUACAUGCUGAAGAUGGAGGAGAUGUUGAGCGACAGGUCAGCCAUGGCGAUGCGUUCAAACACCAGGGCCUGCCGGAAGUCAGAAAGCGGAUGAAAUAUAUCUUCCCAGCAAUAGCUAUCGGAGUCUUCCUCUCAUCGGCCGACCAAACCCUCGUCAUAACGACAUAUGGCACCAUCGGAACCGACCUGCACGCUCUGUCCUCUACAUCCUGGAUCGCGACAGGCUACUUCCUUACGCUAUCCGCUUUCCAGCCUCUCUACGGGAAGCUCUCGGAUAUAUUUGGUAGAAAGCAAUGUUUGCUCUCCGCGUACCUGAUCUUUGGGGUCGGGAGCGUGGGCUGUGGUCUUGCGAGAAACAUUGGUGAGCUCGUUGCUGCAAGAGCUUUCGCUGGCGUAGGUGGUGGCGGCAUGAGUGUGUGUACAAGCAUACUGCUGAGCGACAUUGUGAGCCUAAGGGAACGAGGGCAAUGGCAGGGCUAUGUCAACCUCGUGUAUGCUUUCGGUGCUUCUGCUGGUGCGCCCCUCGGCGGAUUGCUGGCAGAUAGCAUUGGUUGGCGGUGGGCGUUCCUGGCCCAGGGCCCAAUGUGUGCCAUGGCCUUCAUUGCUGUGGCGCUUGUGCUUGAGCUUCCCAAGCAAGACCAGUCGCAUUGGAAAGAGAAGGUAAAGAGGAUUGACUUUCUAGGUGCAGUGAUCCUGAUCUUUGCCGUCUUUGGGUUACUUAUCGGCCUCGAUCGCGGCUCCAACGUGUCCUGGAACAAUCCAAUUACCAUCGCCGGUCUUGCUUCUACGCCAUUAUUCGUCGUCUUCGUGCUUGUUGAAAAAUACGUGGCGACUCAUCCCUUUGCUCCUGGCCGCAUCAUCCUCAACAAGACACUCUUCGCAUGCUAUCUUUGCAACUUCUUUUCCUUUGGAGGAUGGCUGGCUGCACUGUUCUUCAUACCACUCUAUUGGCAGGUCAUGGGCGACUACAGUGCUUCGAAAGCCGGGUUAUUCCUUGUUCCAUCUAUCAUCCUUGGUGUUAGUGGCUCGCUCUUCAGCGGCUUCUAUAUGCGACGUACUGCGAAGUACUACUGGAUCACCGUAAUAGCCUAUACAAAUCUGAUGAUUGGGUUGUCAUUGAUCCUCCUAUUCGCUGGACUCAUCAUGGAGAGCCUACCGGCUAUGGUGGUGGCAACAUGUGUAUGCUCUUUCAGCAACGGCAUAGGUGUCACGACUACCCUUAUCGGACUCAUCGCAAACGCCUCUCAUACUGACCAAGCAGUUGCCACCGCUUGUUCGUACCUGUUCCGUUCUCUCGGGUCUGUCUUUGGUGUCUCCAUGUGCGCAACCGCGUUUAACCAGACCCUUCGCAGAUCUCUUCAAGAAAAGCUACAGGGCGACGAUGCGGCCGAGAUUGCAGAUCGUGUCAGAGCUGGAUUGGCUUACUACAAGGGUCUGGAUCCGGCACUCAAGAGCAUCGUCAAGGAGUGCUAUGGACAGGCUACCAGGGCAGCGUUGUGCGUGGGUAUCGUCCUUGUUGCUGGGAGCGCCAUCUUCGCGUGGUUCAUCAAAGAAAAGAGCCUGGAGGAUAGUAAGAGUAGGAGUGCUGAUCCUGAGAUAGCCGAGGAGUGA
Molecule: messenger RNA, 5757 nt
Organism: Alternaria burnsii
Lineage: Eukaryota; Fungi; Ascomycota; Dothideomycetes; Pleosporales; Pleosporaceae
Product: structural maintenance of chromosomes protein 1
Exons: 6
Biological process (GO): transmembrane transport; sister chromatid cohesion
Cellular component (GO): nucleus; cohesin complex; chromosome
Molecular function (GO): protein binding; DNA binding; transmembrane transporter activity
Source: RefSeq, a predicted model, not a curated record